Otolemur garnettii (small-eared galago) is the source of this 3931-nucleotide messenger RNA. RefSeq names its product membrane metalloendopeptidase (gene MME). Gene Ontology annotation, molecular function: metalloendopeptidase activity. Gene Ontology annotation, cellular component: plasma membrane. The record is from RefSeq and is a predicted model, not a curated record. The transcript is spliced from 23 exons. Lineage: Eukaryota; Metazoa; Chordata; Mammalia; Primates; Galagidae. Gene Ontology annotation, biological process: protein processing; amyloid-beta clearance. Bases 1403 to 3655 code for a protein of 750 amino acids.
CUUAACUGGUCUCAAUCUACUUUUAUUGUUUUAAAGUGAGGAUAAUUGCAACCGAAAGCCCUGCCUUAGCCUUUUGAUCAAGUCUAUUACUUCUCUCUGUAUGAUUCAAAUGGCAAUUUUAUUAAACUGAAAACUAGCACCCGACUUGCAGCGUCAGCGUUUGGAAGCUGCCUUUCAACAAUUCGGCCACGAAGGCAUACAGUUUCACCCCUUUGAGUUAUUGCUAAGUUCUAGCACUUUAUAAAAACUGCCUGAUAGUUUCUUGAACCUGAUGUUAUAAAAACUGCCUGAUAGUUUCUUGAACCUGAUGCUGUGUCUUUGGUUGUAUAGCUACACUAUGCACGGGGGGAAAUGUGGUGGGGACUUUGUGUCCGGAACUCAUAGUUCAGGCCCAGCAAACACCUACUAGUUAACGUCUGGGAAACAGGAUGAUUCUCCUGAGUCCCUCCCUCCUCAGCUUCUGCAGACAUGGCUCAAACAGGGAACUUGUUUCCGCGUCUUCCUGUGCCUCCGUUUCCACAAUGCAAACCGUCAUUGCAUAGGACACCCUGAGGAAUUUGCAGAAAUAAAUUUAUGUUGUAACGUGCUGGGAAGAUGAAAAUGGCUUAGAUAAGUCUGCAAAUAGACUCCCCUUUAAGAAAUCAAUUACUCAGGUUCCUUGAUUUGACUGUCUGAUAAAGUGAUGCUAGAGCCCCAUUGGAAUAAGAAUCACUGCUUUACAUUAUUGGAAAUUGAGCUUAUCUUAAGCAAAAUAAUAAUUUGGUGAUGUUGUCAAGCAGAGGUUUGUCGGGUUCUUGCUGAGUGACAUCUACUCAUUCUCUAUUUUCUUCAUCUGUGGUUUAGACAUUUAACGACACAUCUCCGGUUGAGGAGAAAUAUUUUAAGAAUAUGGGUAUGUUUUUGCAUCUCCUACUUCAUAUGGGAUCACAAGAAUCAACUUUUCAGUUUUUUGGUAUUUUUUUGUUUACUUGUAGCCCCUUCCCCUCCUCCUUAAAUGUGGUUGGGUGUGGUUAGAUUGCAUAUUCAGGUGUUGGGGUGUGUUAGUGAUGUGUUCCAUCCUAAGGUUCAAGAUUCCGUCCCCUGUUUUCCUGAAGGAAAAUAACAAACCCUCCAGAAUUCACUGGAACGGAACGAUAAAGUUAAUCAAGAGGCUAAACUUGCGUUAUUUUUGCUUUUGCUCAAUGUUGUCAAAAAGUCCUACUUAGAAGCAAAAGACUUCUUUGAAGAAUUCAUGGAGCGUUACAGGAGGCACAGAUGGAGAGUUUACAGGUUAUUCAAAGGUGAUAUUCAUUUGCUGCGUCUUCAGUCACUGCCUUAAUUUCCCUGUUACUGUUUACAGCCUUAGGUGCCCAAGCAUUAAGAGUCCAUCUGCGUCACACCACAAUCUCCAGGAUUUUAGGUGAUGGGCAGAUCAGAAAGUCAGAUGGAUAUAACUGACAUCAACACUCCAAAGCCAAAGAAGAAACAGCGAUGGACCCCCCUGGAGAUCAGUCUCUCCGUCCUAGUCCUGCUGCUCACUGUCAUAGCUGUGACCAUGAUCGCUCUCUACGCAACCUAUGAUGAUGGUAUUUGCAAGUCAUCAGACUGCAUAAAAUCAGCUGCUCGACUGAUUCAGAACAUGGAUGCCACCAUUGAGCCUUGUACAGACUUUUUCAAAUAUGCCUGUGGAGGCUGGUUGAAGCACAACGUCAUUCCCGAGACCAGUUCCCGUUACAGUAAUUUUGACAUUUUAAGAGAUGAACUAGAAGUCGUUUUGAAAGAUGUCCUUCAGGAGCCCAAAACUGAAGAUAUCGUAGCAGUGCAGAAAGCAAAAACAUUGUACAGGUCUUGUGUAAACGAAUCUGCUAUUGAUAGCAGAGGCGGAACACCUCUCCUCAGACUGUUACCAGAUAUAUAUGGGUGGCCUGUAGCCACAGAUAAUUGGGAGCAAACAUACGGUCCUUCUUGGACAGCAGAGAAAUCUAUUGCACAAUUGAAUUCUAAAUAUGGGAAAAAAGUCCUUAUUAAUUUUUUUGUUGGCACUGAUGAUAAGAAGUCCAUGGAACAUAUAAUUCAUUUUGACCAACCUCGACUUGGCCUCCCUUCCAGAGACUACUAUGAAUGCACAGGGAUUUACACUGAGGCUUGCACAGCAUAUGUGGAUUUUAUGAUUGCUGUGGCCAAAUUGAUACGUCAGGAAGAGAGACUGCCCAUCAAUGAAAGCCAGAUAACUUUGGAAAUGAAUAGAGUUAUGGAGUUGGAAAAGGAAAUUGCCAAUGCAACAGCUAAACCUGAAGACCGAAAUGAUCCAAUGCUUCUUUACCACAAAAUGACACUGGCCCAGAUGCAAACUAACUUUUCACUUGAGAUAAGUGGAAAGCCAUUCAGCUGGUCAAAUUUCACAAAUGAAAUUAUGUCAACUGUGAAUAUUCAUAUUCCAAAUGAGGAAGAUGUGGUUGUUUAUGCUCCAGAAUAUUUAAGCAAACUUAAGCCCAUUCUUACCAAAUAUUCUGCCAGAGAUCUUCAAAAUUUAAUGUCCUGGCGGUUCAUAAUGGAUCUUGUAAGCAGCCUCAGCCGAACCUACAAGGAGUCCAGAAAUGCUUUCCGCAAGGCCCUUUACGGCACAACAUCGGAAACGGCCACUUGGAGACGCUGUGCGAACUACGUCAACGGGAACAUGGAAAAUGCUGUGGGAAGGCUUUACGUAGAAACCGCAUUUGCUGGAGCCAGUAAACAUGUGGUUGAGGAUUUGAUUGCACAGAUCCGGGAAGUUUUCAUUCAGACUCUAGAUGACCUCACUUGGAUGGACGCUGAGACGAAGAAGAGAGCCGAGGAAAAGGCCUUAGCAAUUAAAGAAAGGAUCGGCUAUCCUGAUGACAUUAUUUCAAAUGAUAACAAACUGAAUAACGAGUACCUCGAGUUGAACUACAAAGAAGAUGAAUACUUCGAGAACAUAAUUCAGAAUUUGAAAUUCGGCCAAAGUAAACAACUAAAGAAACUGCGCGAGAAGGUGGACAAGGAUGAGUGGAUCAGUGGAGCAGCUGUAGUCAAUGCAUUUUAUUCUUCAGGCAGAAAUCAGAUAGUCUUCCCGGCUGGCAUUCUGCAGCCCCCCUUCUUUAGCGCCCAGCAGUCCAACUCAUUGAACUUUGGGGGCAUCGGCAUGGUCAUAGGACAUGAAAUCACCCAUGGCUUCGAUGACAAUGGAAGAAAUUUUAACAAGGAUGGUGACCUCAUUGACUGGUGGACUCAACAAUCUGCAAAUAAUUUUAAAGAGCAAUCUCAAUGCAUGGUGUACCAGUAUGGAAACUUUUCCUGGGACCUGGCAGGUGGACAGCACCUCAAUGGAAUUAAUACGCUGGGAGAAAACAUUGCUGACAAUGGAGGUAUUGGCCAAGCAUACAGAGCAUAUCAGAAUUAUGUUAAAAAGCACGGUGAAGAAAAAUUACUUCCUGGACUUAACCUGAAUCACAAACAACUGUUUUUCUUGAACUUUGCCCAGGUAUGGUGUGGGACCUACAGGCCAGAAUAUGCAGUCAACUCCAUUAAAACAGAUGUGCACAGUCCAGGCAAUUUCAGGAUUAUUGGGACUUUGCAAAAUUCUGCCGAGUUUUCAGAAGCCUUUCACUGCCGCAAGAAUUCAUACAUGAAUCCAGAAAAGAAAUGCCGGGUUUGGUGAUCUCAGAAGAAGCAGCAGCAGCACAGCCUUGGCCAAAUUUGCCAACAUCACAGGGAUGGGAAACUCUAGUUGGGGAGAAAAUGGGCCCUGGGAGUCACUGAAGUGUCCUGGGGGGACUUCACAGAGAUGAGAGCAUCAUCAUGCAGGUGAAAUUAGGCUAUUCUAGAAAAGAAAGGCUGUGAAGGCAGCAAGGGGGUCUAAGGUCUAUUCAAUCACUUCUCACUGUGUAAAUAACGCUUAAUCUCUACGGAUAAUAUUACCCUUCGUUUCUGUUUC